CAAGAAAUUGUUGUGUGAGAGAGAGAGUCAGAGAUAUAUAUAAACAAAUAAACCUUUUUGUUAUUAGGAAGCAGCAAUUUCUACAAAGAAAGGAGCCCUCCUUUUUGUUGCCCUGUGUCAAAAAAGAAACCUUUUUGGGGAUUUGGUUUCGCUUUCUUGGGGCCAAAAAAAAAGGAGAUGAAUCCGAAACAGGAGGCAAGAAACCUUCACUUCUUCUUCUUAGUCUUCGUCUUCUAUGUGUUCCUCCUCUGUGCUCGCUUUCAACCCUCUGAUGCUACUACCAAAGACUCGUCGGCUCAACAAGUGAAGUUACAGAAUCGUCGACUUGGCUCCUCCGUCGUGUUUCCUGUCUCCGGGAAUGUGUAUCCUCUUGGGUACUAUUAUGUGUUGCUUAACAUCGGCAACCCACCUAAGCUCUUUGACUUGGACAUUGACACUGGCAGUGACCUGACUUGGGUUCAGUGUGAUGCACCGUGCAACGGUUGCACAAAGCCUCGUGCUAAGCAGUACAAGCCCAAUCACAACACUUUGCCUUGUUCACACCUCUUGUGUUCUGGCCUCGACCUUACCCAGAAUAGACCUUGUGAUGACCCUGAGGAUCAAUGUGACUAUGAAAUCGGAUACUCCGACCAUGCAUCAUCUAUUGGUGCACUUGUAACUGAUGAGUUUCCUCUAAAACUCGCAAAUGGCUCCAUUAUGAAUCCUCAUUUGACAUUUGGAUGUGGGUAUGAUCAGCAGAAUCCUGGUCCACACCCUCCUCCUCCAACAGCGGGAAUCCUUGGCCUGGGAAGAGGGAAAGUAGGCAUCUCAACUCAGCUUAAGUCCUUGGGGAUAACGAAGAAUGUGAUUGUGCAUUGCUUAAGUCAUACUGGUAAAGGCUUUCUCUCUAUUGGAGAUGAGCUUGUUCCUUCUUCUGGAGUUACAUGGACUUCAUUGGCUACUAAUUCAGCUAGUAAAAACUACAUGACUGGACCAGCAGAGCUUCUCUUUAACGACAAGACCACAGGUGUCAAAGGCAUUAACGUAGUUUUCGAUAGUGGAAGCUCGUACACUUACUUCAACGCCGAAGCAUACCAAGCGAUUCUCGAUCUUAUAAGAAAAGACUUGAAUGGGAAGCCUUUGACGGACACAAAAGAUGAUAAAAGCUUACCGGUCUGCUGGAAAGGCAAAAAACCUUUGAAGUCACUUGAUGAGGUCAAGAAAUACUUCAAGACUAUUACUUUACGAUUUGGGUAUCAAAAGAAUGGUCAGCUAUUUCAGGUUCCACCUGAGUCGUAUCUCAUUAUCACUGAAAAAGGAAAUGUAUGUUUGGGUAUUCUGAACGGAACUGAAGUCGGGCUCGACAGCUACAAUAUCGUUGGAGACAUAUCUUUCCAAGGGAUAAUGGUGAUCUAUGACAAUGAGAAGCAGAGGAUUGGAUGGAUUUCUUCAGACUGUGACAAAAUUCCAAAUGUGAAUGACUACUAUGAAGGAGAUCUGUCAGAGGAAGCUUAUCCAAGAGGAUUUGGUUUGAUAAAAGAGCUUUUCUCAGGAAGUGAGUCUUCUAAGAACAAGAACUUGGUCUCAGAUGGAGAGCUUUGACACAGAGAAGAGUUCUUUUAAGUGAGGUUUUUGGUUUUGUUGUUAUCAUAGAAACAAGGAAAUAUUUUGUGAAUAUAUAUAUAUAUACCCCUUGUCUAUGUCAUCAGAUGUAAUCAAUCCAAAAAAAAAACUUUUUUUGUUCUUGAA
Arabidopsis lyrata subsp. lyrata is the source of this 1728-nucleotide messenger RNA. RefSeq names its product aspartic proteinase Asp1. NCBI's taxonomy places the organism in Eukaryota, Viridiplantae, Streptophyta, Magnoliopsida, Brassicales, Brassicaceae. Gene Ontology annotation, biological process: proteolysis. The record is from RefSeq and is a predicted model, not a curated record. Gene Ontology annotation, molecular function: aspartic-type endopeptidase activity. The coding region runs from base 178 to 1581 and encodes 467 amino acids. The transcript has 9 exons.